This is a messenger RNA of Zea mays, 655 nucleotides long. Lineage: Eukaryota; Viridiplantae; Streptophyta; Magnoliopsida; Poales; Poaceae. The record is from RefSeq.
CCGACAACGACGAAGCAGCUGGGGGACUUGUUGAGCAGCGAGCGGUACAGAUCCCGAUCCUGAAUCCUCCGAGCGAGUUCUUCCGUCCUCCUCGCAGUCAGCCAUGGCCCGCUCCUCCUCGCAGUCGCAGUCCUCCGUCGGUGGCGGCGGCGGCCGCGCCACCUCUAGCGCCGGGGGAGGCGGCUUCUCCGGGGCCGGCGGGAGCAACAUGCUCCGCUUCUACACCGACGAGGCGCCGGGCCUCCGCCUCUCGCCCACCAUGGUGCUCGUCAUGUCGCUCUGCUUCAUCGGCUUCGUCACCGCCCUCCACAUCUUCGGCAAGCUCUACCGCUCCCGCACGGCCGCGGCCUCCGCGUGAUCCGAUCCGGUCCGGUCCCACCGCUCUUGUGGAUCCACACAACGGAUCAGACUACCAGAUCAGACGGUGACUUUUUUUUGGGUGAUGAAUUAUGUAUGGGGAGAAGCCCAGCUUGUUAUGUUGCCUAGCUUUUGCUUGAUCCUUACUUUCUCAACUUAGAUCUCAGCUAGAUCUGCAGAUGGAAACCGUACAUGUCAUCUUAAUGGGGGCCCUUUCUGUUAUUUUCUUCCCUUCCCUUACCCUAAGAAUUAUUACUGUUUGAUGCAAGGAAUAAUUAUGUCUAGUUUUUUCUUGUAA